Didymosphaeria variabile is the source of this 1173-nucleotide messenger RNA. RefSeq lists its product as uncharacterized. Bases 1 to 1173 code for a protein of 390 amino acids. The transcript is spliced from 3 exons. The record is from RefSeq and is a predicted model, not a curated record. Lineage: Eukaryota; Fungi; Ascomycota; Dothideomycetes; Pleosporales; Didymosphaeriaceae.
AUGAAGUCCCAGAGCGAGCCUCUUGCGCGUAAGUAUGUACCCUCAGUUUUCGUCAAUCCAGCACUCUCCCACCUCCCUUUACCUGCCUUAACCCUGAACCCAAACACCUCAAACUCGGUCAUUAUGGCCCCGAACCUACCUCCCGGUGCGAGAAAGGCCAACGGCAUGGAGGUCAACAUAUCUGGUUUCUAUGGCAUACACCCAAUCGAGACUGGAGUCGCCUACUGGUACCGCGGACAUUACAUUUACUCGACUGCCGGAAUCCCCGUGGAGCCAGUUCCGUUUGCAACUAAGAAGGGCGUGCACAUCGUCGGUACGACUAUCGAGACCGCGCCGCCGUUCCGCCUCGGUGGUGUGCCUGGUGACCGAUACGAGAUCGAAGUUGCUGCAUUGCACAGCAGCAUGGUACAUGCUUGGAAGGAACAAGAGAAAGAGAAGGAAACUGGCGAGGCUGUUGCUUCUGGAGACCAGACAGAUGAGAUCCAAGGCUUGAAGCCGGCCGAUCAAGAAAUGAAUCCCGCACAGAACCGCUUUCGACUCGAGGUCACCAAGAACGAAGCGGGGGGCUACUACAACGAUCGGGCUAUGUUUCUUGCUCAGUCCGCACCUGGUUCUCAGCAUGGAACACCGACACCGUCGCGAUCGAACACGCCAAUGCAACAUGGUACACGGUCUGCAUCGAUGGCUCCGUUCCGUGCCGUGGCAUCUACCUCGAGAAUGCAGACAUUGUUGGAGCAGGCACCCGUUAUCGAGGGACUUCUUGCGCUGCAGGAGAAACAUCCGGGUGUCUCCUCGCGUAACACUUCCAUCCAUAAGGACAUUCCCGGCCCAUCCAUGUUCGACCUUGUCAAGGCCCGUGAGCAGACCGCCAGCCGAGCUGGUCGCACCCGCUCCGACAGCAUGAAAGCUGCCAGCCUUGCUCUGAACGUUGCGUUCAAUGACUCCAACAGGGACGUCAGCGGAAAGGUAAACAAGAAGAAUGAAGACAGCGUCUUGAAAUGCUGCAUUCACGGUGGAGAUUGUGACGGAGUCACCGUUACAACGGAGCAUUUGACCUUGAAGAAUUUGAAGAUUCGGGGCUUCAAAGAGGCGUACCCUGUAGUGAUCAAUCAAGGUCGGACAAUGAUCGAUUGGUACACGCUGAUGAAGGAGGAGUCACACAACGGGAAGUAA